Lachancea mirantina is the source of this 1758-nucleotide messenger RNA. The record is from the annotation of a GenBank genome assembly. Lineage: Eukaryota; Fungi; Ascomycota; Saccharomycetes; Saccharomycetales; Saccharomycetaceae.
AUGACGAGUAUCAAUUUGGGAGCGGCAAUUUAUGUGGCCGUCAAACCGGUACUGAAGAUCUAUGUCAUCAUUGCAGUUGGCUAUCUGCUUGCGCGAUACAAUAUUGUUACUGUAGAAACAAGUAGAGGUGUUUCGAACAUGGUAGUUAAUGCUAUUCUACCUUGUCUUACGUUUAACAAAAUCGUCGGUAACAUCUCAGACAAGGACAUCAAAGAAGUUGGUGUCAUAGUUUUGACAGCUCUGUUAAUGUUCUGUACAGGAGGCGUUGUUGCGCUAUGCACGAAGUGGGCAACAAGGGCACCUCAAAGGUGGACUUGGGGCCUACUCUUCGCAGGAAUAUUCCCAAAUAUCUCAGAUCUUCCGAUAGCAUAUGUCCAGUCCAUGAAUACUGGCUCCAUUUUUUCCACCGAUCAAGUUAACAGGGGAGUUGCUUACUGCUGUAUUUUUUUGGCUUCUCAAAGCUUUCUGAUGAUGAACUUUGGGAUGUUCAGACUAGUGGGUCUUGAUUUCAGAGAGCAAACAAGCGAUGAAGAGCAUGGAAGUCAGGGAGUAAGUGACAGUUUAAGUUCGCAUAGUCUUAGGCGUCUUUCUUCGAAAAAGGAACCUGAUGCUCCUUCUUCGCUUAGAGAGCAAAGCUUUCCGAUACGCGAGAAUAGUCUCUCUGACAACGAGACUGGGGGGAUGAAGUGUCGCGACUACCCACAUCGGCUACCUCUGGCUCACACAGCCAAUCGUUAUUUCCCAGACCUCGAACCUGAACGAACCGACACUUCUGCCGUUUCGACUUUGUCAUCAGAGAGCUCCAUCUCGUGGGCCCCUUCUCACAAGACGGCUCCAGCAAUAUUACACAAUGUUACAAAGGGGCAAAUGACUCGUUGUCGGUCGUCUACAUGGUCAAGAGAAAGAAGAGGAAGCAUUCCUCAAACAACAGAGGAUAUUGUCAACGAGUACAGUGUUGCAAGCAGAAUGAAGUCAGGAGAAGUGGACCUUUCCAAACCUUUGUCGCUUACUCAAGAAAUAGGAGCCGUCGGGUCCCGCUCGCUGGACGACAAUUGUGAUUUGUGCGAAAACCUCACUCAGUCUGGAGGAAAUAUGUCCUUGAGGCAGACGAGAAGUCAGCUGGCGGCACAACCUGGUAAUAACAUUUCUAAGCUCGACUCGUUUAUUCAGAAAUAUAAAUUAGGAUGGCUCAUGUACAUUCUAGUCAACUUCUGUCGCCCAGCUUCGUUGGGCGCUCUGUUAGGCAUUAUUUGUUCAAUGAUUCCGUGGGUUAAGGCGCUAUUUGUUCAUACCGACGUACACAUGCAUCAGGCACCAGAUGGACAACCCGUGCUUAACUUUUUGAUGGACUUCACAGGCUACGUGGGGAACGCUUGCGUUCCUCUCGGUUUGCUUCUGCUUGGUGGUACCUUGGCAAGAUUAAAAGUGACGAGUCUUCCAAAAGGAUUCUGGAAAACAGUGGUUGUUAUGACAGUUUUUCGACUAAUGAUUUUACCAAUAAUAGGCGUCGCUUGGGCUAAUAAACUUCGGCAAGUCAACUGGCUUGAGAACGAAGUUGCUGUGUUCAUAACAGUCCUGACUUGGGCGAUGCCGAGCGCCACUGCACAGGUCUAUUUUACUGCAUUCUACACACCGCUAGAAGGAGAUCAUUUACAGAUGGACUGUCUUUCUGUUCUUUUCAUGUCACAGUACCUGGUCCUCUUUAUCACACUUUCCUUCGUAGUGACCUACACUCUGAAAGUUACUCUUAAACUUUAA